UAACCAGCUCCGACCUUUCUCCAAAAACACGCGAAAAACCCUACUAAAACCCCACUGAAACCCUUUCCAGUCCUGUGACUCCCCCAUUUCUCCAGUUCCCACAUUUCACAAUCUUCCUUUCUCCUUGCCAGUGUAACCCCCCCACCCCUCUCUCUCGAUCUCCUUCCUAAGCUUCUGUUUGAGGUUUCGGACUGCUUCCGAGAAAUUUUUAGUACUCGUUUCUUUUCGUUUCUUUUCAACUGCUGGAAUUAGAUGUAGAAUCAGAACAGAAGUUGCUAAUCUAUCUCACUUCAGUUCUCUAGGAAGAUAUAUAUAUAUUUUUUCUACCUCUUGCUUUAGUGGAAUUACGGAAGAAAGAUUGAGUUUUUCACUUUUACAUAUAAAUAUAUAUUUUUGAGCCGACUCCACCAAGAAAUUUCUCUCUCUCUCUCUCUCUAUAUAUAUAUAUAUAUAUAUAUACAUAUAUUAAUUUGGAUUGGAAGAUGCCGCUCGGACAAAGGGCAGGGGAUAAGAGCGACUCCCGAUACUGUGGAGUUGAGACAGAAUUUGAUGACGACAUGCCUCAGGUUUUGUCCUUCAAUAUCUCCGGCGGAUUCGAUUUUGUCGUUUCUACUCUGAUUGAUCCCAGUUAUAGGCCCAGCUUGGCAAAAAAUGAUGGCAAUGGAGCUUGUGUUCUGCCAUUUGCCGGGUCGGACUUAGUUUUAAGCCCCUCACAAUGGAGUAGUCAUGUUGUGGGAAAAAUUAGCUCAUGGAUUGACUUGGAUUCAGAAGAUGAAGUACUUAGGGUGGAUUCUGAAAUUGCCCUGAAGCAAGAAAUAGCAUGGGCUUUACAUCUCUCCUUGCAGGCUUGUCUUCUACCUGCUCCCCGAGGGGAAUCAUGUGGUAAUUACGCAAGAUGUGUGAAUCAGAUUUUGCAAGGUGUAAACAAUAUGCAGUUGUGGCUUAGGGUGCCAUUGGAAAAGGCUGAGUGUGCAGAUCAAGAUGCCAUGGAUGAGAACUGCAAUAAUUUGAGUGGAGGGCACAUGCUUGAUACCUGGGAAUGGUGGAACUCAUUCCGUCUGCUCUGUGAACAUCACAGUCAGCUGUCAGUAGCCCUUGACAUAUUGAGUUCUCUACCAUCUGCAAAUUCACUUGGGCGCUGGUUUGGGGAGCCUGUUAGGGCUGCCAUCAUCAAUACCAAUUCGUUCCUAACAAAUGCACGGGGAUACCCUUGUCUAUCUAAGCGCCACCAGAAGCUAAUGGCGGGGUUUUUUAACCACUCAGUUCAGAUUGUAAUUUCUGGAAAAUUAGCGCACAAUGUUUUUCUAGGCAGCUCUGAAUGCUCAUCAGCUAACAAGAACGAUAAUAAUGUUGAAGGUGUGGCUAGACAUCCAUUAAGGUCCUACUUGGACUAUUUUGGGUAUCUCUACCAACGGAUGGACCCACUUCCAGAACAAGAACGUUUUGAGCUUGGGUACCGGGACUUCCUACAAUCUCCGUUGCAGCCUCUCAUGGAUAAUCUAGAGGCUCAAACUUAUGAGACAUUCGAGAAAGACACAGUAAAAUAUUGCCAGUACCAAAGGGCAGUGCACAAAGCUUUACUUGAAAGGGUACCCGAUGAAAUAGCUUCUACUACAACCACUGUACUAAUGGUUGUGGGAGCAGGACGAGGACCUCUUGUUAGGGCUUCGUUGCAGGCAGCUGAAGAAACUGGCAGGAAAUUGAAAGUUUAUGCUGUGGAGAAAAAUCCAAAUGCAGUUGUGACACUCCACAGCUUGCUUAAGCUAGAGGGCUGGGAGAGCAUUGUGACUGUAGUUUCUAGUGAUAUGCGUUGCUGGGAUGCCCCUGAGAAAGCUGACAUCUUGGUGAGUGAGCUGCUUGGGUCUUUCGGUGAUAAUGAGCUGUCUCCUGAGUGCCUUGAUGGAGCACAAAGAUUUUUGAAACCAGAUGGGAUUUCGAUUCCAUCAUCGUACACGAGUUUUAUCCAGCCAGUAACAACAUCAAAACUAUAUAAUGAUGUGAAGUCGCAUAAAGAUGUUGUGCACUUCGAAACUGCUUAUGUUGUCAAAUUACACAGUGUAGCAAGACUCGCUCCUUCACAACCUGUAUUCACAUUUAUGCAUCCGAACUUCUCAACUAAGAAAAGCAAUCAACGGUAUACGAAGUUGCGGUUUGAGGUACCUAGUGACACUGGAUCCACCAUGGUUCACGGAUUUGCUGGCUAUUUUGAUGCAACAUUAUACAAAGAUGUUCAUCUUGGUAUUGAACCAACUACUGCGACGCCAAAUAUGUUCAGCUGGUUUCCAAUCUUUUUCCCGCUGCGUGCGCCUAUUUGCGUACAUCCGGAUUCACCUUUAGAAGUUCACUUCUGGCGGUGCUGUGGUUCAAGCAAGGUUUGGUAUGAAUGGUGCAUCACAUCACCUUGUGCAUCGCCGAUACACAACCCCAACGGUCGUUCUUAUUGGGUCGGACUGUAUUUAACUUUCGAUCUUACCUUUUUAAUGGUCGAAGCUGGUACGUGGGAGGAGAAGAACCUUAAUACAUGGGCAAGCAAUAGGAUAAAGGAGUUGCUUGGCGCCAUGGGCUCCUUGGAGUUUUCUUGCGGAAAAGCAGAUAUUGCAGAAGUAUCUAGAUGUUCUGGUGAUGCAUUCAUGGUGACUGUACGAAACAAGAAGCGUGUUGGAUACACAUACGAAUUAACACUGAAAUUCAAGGGGGAAUGGUUAAUUAAAGAGGAGACAGAGAAGAUCAAGGGCCACAUAGAUAUUCUGGAGUUCUCAUUUGGUGAACUAGAUGAUUUGCAGAUGGAAGUGAGGCUCAGCGAGGAGAAGGAUAUCAUUGAGGCAGAUAAACAGCGGAUCAGCAAGGACAUUAGGCUUUUUCUGCAGCCCAUCCGUGAAAAACUUGUUCAAUUUGAACAGGAGCUUAAAGAUAGGUAGUGGGGAUGGAAGAAGCUUUAUUAUGGUUCUUUUUCAGUUCCAUAAGUGUAGCUAUUCUGCACUCAUUUCAUGCCAUGAUAUUAUCUGUUGAAUCUAGUUGUCAUUUACCUUAGAUUUGAAAGGAGGAAUCCUGAGAGCGCCUUAAAAUUUUUUGGAGGGCUAUAAUGGUAUUUAUGUAAUAGGAAAUCUUUUCUCCUUUAACGUUAGGACUUGGAUUAAUCCUAGACUGUGUUAUGAAACAACUUUUUCUUUGGUA
Molecule: messenger RNA, 3174 nt
Organism: Magnolia sinica
Lineage: Eukaryota; Viridiplantae; Streptophyta; Magnoliopsida; Magnoliales; Magnoliaceae
Product: protein arginine N-methyltransferase 1.5
Exons: 30
Coding region: 483-2918 (811 amino acids)
Biological process (GO): regulation of DNA-templated transcription; peptidyl-arginine N-methylation
Cellular component (GO): cytosol; nucleus
Molecular function (GO): protein-folding chaperone binding; ATPase activator activity
Source: RefSeq, a predicted model, not a curated record